Molecule: messenger RNA, 492 nt
Organism: Sinocyclocheilus anshuiensis
Lineage: Eukaryota; Metazoa; Chordata; Actinopteri; Cypriniformes; Cyprinidae
Product: ankyrin repeat domain-containing protein 66-like
Exons: 3
Coding region: 1-492 (163 amino acids)
Molecular function (GO): protein binding
Source: RefSeq, a predicted model, not a curated record
AUGACAGAGUUGCAUCAGGCAGCAGCUUCUGGAGAUUAUGAUCUAGUGGAAGAAAUUGUGGGGAAAAAAUCGUGUGACCCUAAUCAGAAAGACUUAGACUGGAACAAGAAGACCCCGUUGCACUGGGCAGCAUCCAAAGGCCAAACAGAGAUGGUUCGGAUAUUAAUUGAAAAUGGAGCCAGGGCUUGUUUGAGGACGGAUAAUGGAUGGACACCCGCACAUUUUGCAGCGGAGUCCGGAAAACUAGCAGUACUUCGACUCCUUCAUUCCCUACAUGCACCUGUAGACAAGGAGGAUUCCUCCGGCGAUAAACCUGUCAGGAUUGCUGAAAUCUAUGGACAUGAAGAUUGUGUUCUUUUUCUUAAAAAGGCAGAGGUUGAGAGCAGAAACUACCGGCAAAUGGCAAAGUUAAAUGGGCUGCCCUUAGACGAUACUGAUGAAGAAUGGGAACAGGAGAGAAAAGAAGCCAAUAAACAAGUCAUUAAAAAGUAG